This is a messenger RNA of Trichoderma harzianum CBS 226.95, 1068 nucleotides long. RefSeq lists its product as hypothetical. The coding region runs from base 1 to 1068 and encodes 355 amino acids. Lineage: Eukaryota; Fungi; Ascomycota; Sordariomycetes; Hypocreales; Hypocreaceae. The transcript has a single exon. The record is from RefSeq and is a predicted model, not a curated record.
AUGCUCUCCCUGCGAAGUCAGAUUUCGACUACUUCUUCCGACGCACAGCGUCAUACUGCUGCCCAAUCUCGGAGCGAGCCCACGUUUCGAAAAAUCGGUGCUGGCGCUUGCGGUGCUGUCUUUGGGCAAGAUGGUAAAUCCAUUGUCAUCAAAUUAGCCAAGACAGACGAUGAGCUGUCACUCUGGAAUGAUUACCACAAGCACACCUCCAUCGCAGAGCAGUUUCGCAAAUGGGAAUUCAAGGAUGUCAGAAUCCCAGAAUGCUACUACUUUGUUCCAAAGGAUGACCCUCACUAUUUCCGCCAGAAUCCAGAGCUAGCUCAGGCAGCUAGAGAAGUAUGCCAUCUCCCUACCAGCGCCCUAGUCACCGAGCGCAUCCUGCCACUCCCAAAGGAUACUCGCAUUCACUUGAUUGAGAAGUACUGUGCGCCACGAAUCAAAGCGGCUGCUCUUGGAGAUGAGGCGAACAAGGAUUGUUUGGUGAGAGUGUAUCUUGGUUCAAUGCAAGGCAAAAGCGGAGGAAUGUUCUUCUCUCUGCGAAAUUUCAAGAUGCACCUCAACCAGAUCGUGGACCUCCAGUUGGACGUCACGGCAAUGGCUGGUAGGAUGGGCAUUGCCAUGGCGAUUAUGCAUUGGGCCGCCAAAACAGACGCACGCGAUAUCGAAUUUGUUCUCGGCAGCUCUUCUAGCAAGGCCACAGCUCAACUGAGUGCACAAGAUAUUGCAAGGCUUCCAGGCCCAGUAUACACCGGUCCACACUCAUACGUCAACGAGGAUUUCUUUUCUCGAAUUACCGAUCUCUGGGUCCUGGAUUUCAACCAAGUUCAGCCCAUCACAAUGGAUGAAGCUGGCGUUGCAAAGGCCAUUGAAGCGGCCAAGGUCAACGAUCCAUAUCUUCCAAAGCCUCUUGGAGCGUCUCAAAUCGAGAAGCAAGCCUGGAAUACUUUCGCUUCCAACUACAUCACUGCGGCCGACGCCAUUCUUGGAGACGAAGGCGACCAGAAUUUGAUGAUAUUGCCACGAAUGUUUAUUCGUGGGCUUAUCGAUUUGCAGGAAAGAAAGAAGUAG